This is a messenger RNA of Papaver somniferum (opium poppy), 378 nucleotides long. Its product is annotated as 60S acidic ribosomal protein P1-like. Gene Ontology annotation, molecular function: ribonucleoprotein complex binding; structural constituent of ribosome; protein kinase activator activity. Bases 1 to 339 code for a protein of 112 amino acids. Gene Ontology annotation, cellular component: ribosome; cytosolic large ribosomal subunit. The record is from RefSeq and is a predicted model, not a curated record. Lineage: Eukaryota; Viridiplantae; Streptophyta; Magnoliopsida; Ranunculales; Papaveraceae. Gene Ontology annotation, biological process: cytoplasmic translation; translational elongation. The transcript is spliced from 3 exons.
AUGUCUUCCAAUGGAGAAGUCGCUUGCACUUACGCCGCCUUGAUUCUUCACGACGACGGAAUUCCCUUUACGGCUGAAAAGAUUUUAACUCUGGUAAAGAAAGCCAAUGUCCAAUGUGAGUCUUACUGGCCUAGCCUCUUCGCUAAGUUUGUUGAGAGGAAGAACGUUGAAGACUUGAUCACCAACGUUGGUGCUACUGGUGGUGCUGCCGUUGCUGUCUCUGCUUCGACAGGUGGUGCAACAGCUGUUGAAGCUCCUGCUGCCGAAGAGAAGAAGAAGAAGGAAGAGAAAGAAGAGAGUGAUGACGAAGAUAUGGACUUGUUCAGUAUCUUCGACUAGAGCGCACAUUGUUUCUUGGAAGCUGCUUGAUGCUUUCUU